Baudoinia panamericana UAMH 10762 is the source of this 1582-nucleotide messenger RNA. Its product is annotated as glycosyltransferase family 8 protein. NCBI's taxonomy places the organism in Eukaryota, Fungi, Ascomycota, Dothideomycetes, Mycosphaerellales, Teratosphaeriaceae. The record is from RefSeq and is a predicted model, not a curated record. Bases 367 to 1110 code for a protein of 247 amino acids. The transcript has 2 exons.
AGAUAUCGCAGAUUGUGCCACAAUGGAAACCCGAAAUGAGACGCCUACUACUAACGCAGAGCCAAGUCUCUGUGGUCGCAUCAUCAGCUGUGGUAGCAGUGUUCACCUUUCUGCUCUUUCUCUCCGGCUACAUUAUUCAGCAGCGAACAGUAAUUGGACUACAAGCAGCAAUCAGACCGCGCAUACCGACCGUACCAAUUUCGCUGCAGAGACAGCAGCGUGAUGCGACACCAGACUUUCAGUCACGCAGCCGACUGUUUGCCGCCUCCGACGGGCUCAGACCGGGUGGAGUUAGAGAUGUACAGCAAGCGGCAGCAGAUGUUAACUGGAACCGGCUGGCACACAUUCAGCUAGCGAGGAAUCACCAUGAUGAUGUUUCCAAGAAGCUGGGCUCUGGAGAAGGAGGGCAAGAAGGGAGACAUCGCCGAUCCCUUUCUCAGCAGUAGCCGGAGACUGAUGCGGCUGGCUGCGAGAAGGUACGGCGUGGAACUACGGCCGGUCAGUCCACUGGGUGAUGGAAAGGAGGGUGAGGGUGCUUUUUCGCUUGCCAUCGCAUACGGUUUCGCGGACCUUGACCGCGUAUUGAGCAUUGAGGCGCCGGGUCUGCUCCUCGAUGCAACGCCAAUGGAUGCGGUACUGGCAUUUACGAAGCCGGCACCCUUUGCAAUGCUGCAGGGCAGUGAGCGGAGGGAUGGUGUACAUUCGACAGACCUCCUGCUAUUACAACCUUCAGCCUUGUCAACAACAGAGCUCAACGCAAAGCUAGCAUCUAACUCCGGCUUCGGUGACAGCCAGCUUCCGACCACGUUCUCCAACUCGGUUUUAAUCGCGGCAACCACAGAGGAUCACACACUUGUCCGCUCAAUAGGUGCUCUGCACGAUGCUGAGCAUGGCUUCAACGCAACGGCUUAUCUCUCCGACAUUUCGUACAUCCGCUUUUCCGACCCGAAACUUCCUGGUCCGGAGUACGAUGUCCCGUGGCCGCAGAAGGUAGCGGCAAGACCGAAAAAUAAGGAUGCGGACUGGACUUGGACUAAGCUCUACGGUCAGUUUGCGCAGAGAAGGAUGGAGGUUUGUGGGCUUGAUUUGGAGACUUAUAGAGCAGAGUAGACAUGGCGCUUGUACAUGCACGCUAGACUAUUUACUAUCAUGAGUACGGAUACGCCUGCAGCCUUCAGCCAUGUGAGCACUCAUUCAGGAUAACAUCCUCGCCCCUGACCUUGACUGCACAAAGCUCUGCCUGCAACAGCCAUCUCCGGUCGAUCCCAGUCCACCUGCCGCAAACGUCCCACUGCUCACGGGUGCUAAAGCCGUUCAGCUCCUCCAGGCGGCAGCGUCUGGUUUUAACGUCCGGUCUGAAGGGCAUUCGUCUCGGAAGCAUGGGUUGAAAUGUCAUCCAUUGGCUCAUUGUUUUGCGACUGCGAAAGGGAAGCACAAAGCUGGUUCAGAGCGAGCUCAUAGUUCACGCUUACUACCUUCUAAUGAUGGACAAAGUACUAGAGAAACUUACCUUUCGGGCUCCAGGUUUGCCCAGCCUUAAGAAGUUCUUGUAACAAUGCUGGUAUUGGACCUACUAUCUUUC